UCACAAAUUAUAUUAAAUAAAACUAGGUAGAAUAUACAGAUUAUCUCAUGUAACGUAGUACAUACUACUAGUUAGAGGAUGAUUUUGAUGACUUUAAUUGAUAAAAAUAAUUGUUACCGCCUAUAAUGAGAAAUUUUUAAACAUAUUAUUAAUAAUAUGUUUAUGGAAAUUACUAUAUUUAUAUCUGUAUACAAAGAAAUAUUAUCAAUUUAUUAUUUGUAUAUCUGCUGAAUGCAAUUUGAAAUAUCUUUUAUCCUCUAUGAUAUAAAUGUUAUAUAUUUUUAUGUAUAAUUUCAUAAAAAUUUACUAAAAGCAUCUUACAAAAUGGUAUCAUGCCUUUCCUAUUUACCGGCAUAAUUUCGACCAUUCACUGAACGUAAAAGUAUCAUAUAACUGUAUCAUAUUGCGAAAAACGUAACCUCAAAUCAGUGAGGAUAAAUUUAUCUCAUUUCGCAAUAUCGAGAAAAAAAUUACUGAUUUUGCUCGUAAAGACAUUAUAUAAAAUGACUACAGCAAAAAUCGAAUUUGCGGUGGAAAUGACUUGUCGAAAAUGCGUUGAUUCGGUACGGAACGCUUUAAUUGGCGUAAAUGGAAUUAAAAAUAUUGAUAUAUCAUUAGAAAAAGGAAGUGUUAUAGUUGAAACAAAUUUACCAUAUUCUAUAAUUCAAGAAAAAAUUGAACAGACUGGGAGAAAAGUUGUUUUAAAGGGAUAUGGAGAUAGUUCUAGUGCAGUUGCGAUGUUAGGAGGGAAUUCAGGAUAUACCGUAGAUAAUAAAAUAAUGGGUGUAAUAAGAUUUGCAGAAACUCCUGAUGGAUGUCUUAUAGAUGGAACAGUUGAUGGUUUAGCACCUGGUAAACAUGGCAUGCACAUUCAUGAAUGUGGUGAUAUCUCUCAAGGGUGUAAUAGUGUUGGAGAACAUUUCAACCCAAAUAAUACAUUACAUGGUGGACCUGAAGAUGAUGCAUUUAGACGGCAUGUUGGAGAUUUGGGAAAUAUAAUGGUCAAUGAUUCUGGUAGAGCUACUUUUAGAAUAAUAGAUAAACUUGUAAAAAUACCUGAUGUUAUUGGAAGAUCCUUAAUUAUAACAGAAAAACCAGAUGAUUUAGGAAGAGGUGCUGAUCCAGAAUCUAAAAUACAUGGAAAUAGUGGAAAUAAACUGGCCUGUGGUAUAAUUGCUCGUUCAUCUGGCUUAUUUCAAAAUACAAAAAAGAUCUGUGCUUGUGAUGGACUUACAUUAUGGGAUGAAAGGGAUAAGGCACUUAAAGCUAAACAUGAUUUUUCUGGAGCAAGUAACAAUUCAAAAUUAUAAAUAAUAUAUAAAGAGGCUACAAACUGGGUUUUGCAAACUGAAUCAUUCCAGUAAAGCAUUUCUACGUGCAUGAUAUAAAAAGCACAAAUUGCAUUAUAUCUUUCGUAAUACGUAGAUUUAGUAUAGUUUCCAACAUAAAUAUUUUGUAUAAGAUAAAUUAUUACAUUUUGAGUGUUAGAAUAUAAAAUAAAGAGAGUAGUAAUGUAAUAAAAUUAGAAUUUGUAUUUGUUAUAAAUAAUAAAAUAUUAUAUAAAUAUU
Molecule: messenger RNA, 1568 nt
Organism: Bombus huntii
Lineage: Eukaryota; Metazoa; Arthropoda; Insecta; Hymenoptera; Apidae
Gene: Ccs
Product: copper chaperone for superoxide dismutase-like
Exons: 7
Coding region: 504-1310 (268 amino acids)
Biological process (GO): removal of superoxide radicals
Molecular function (GO): copper ion binding
Source: RefSeq, a predicted model, not a curated record